AUGUCGGCCUCCUCUCAAGAGGAAGACAAGAUUCAGAAGGAGCUCCCUCGGGAGCUCCCCAAUGAAUAUGAGGAAGACCAUGAAAUUACCUAUGAACCUAUUAACUUGAUCGAGCCCGAAGAAGUUGAUACUCUUACACGUAUUGCUACUCAGCAGUCUCGACGCCAAUCAACAGCUCAAGCUCACCGUCUUGCCUCUGUCGCCGAACAUGAUCCCUUGCUGGACCCUCAAUCUGGAAAGUUUGACCUGAAGAAAUGGAUUGUCGCUGCCAUGCAAGAUGUUGGCCGCGAGCGCGAGCGCGGCCAGAAGAUGGGAGUUGUGUUCAAAGAUCUCAAUAUUUAUGGAUCUGGCUCGGAGCUGCAGUUUCAAUCGACAGUGUCGUCUAUGCUCACGGCGCCCCUCCGUAUUGGAGAGGCAUUCCGGAAGACUCCUAGCAAGCGCAUUCUGAAGAAUUUCAAUGGUUUGCUCAAGGGUGGAGAGCUAUUGCUUGUCCUGGGAAGACCUGGAGCGGGCUGCAGUACCAUGCUGAAGUCCAUUUGUGGAGAAAUGCAUGGUCUUGAUAUGAGCGAGGAAAGCGUUAUCCACUACAAUGGUAUUACUCAACGUCGAAUGGUCAAGGAGUUCAAGGGUGAAGUGGUCUAUAACCAGGAGGUUGAUCGCCAUUUCCCUCACCUCACCGUUGGCCAGACCCUGGAGCAUGCAGCAGCAACGCGAACCCCGGCUCAUCGAUUCGAGGGCAUGAGCCGCGCCGAAUUCGCGAAGUACAUGGCACAAAUUGUGAUGGCAGUAUUUGGACUCAGCCACACUUACAACACUCGCGUGGGAGAUGACUUUAUUCGUGGUGUCUCGGGUGGAGAGCGAAAGCGUGUCAGUAUUGCUGAGAUGGCACUUUCGGCAGCUCCGUUAGCAGCCUGGGAUAACUCUACCCGUGGAUUGGACUCUGCCACUGCAUUACGGUUUGUUGAGUCUCUUCGCUUACUCUCGGACUUGACUGGUUCUGCUCAUGCUGUAGCGGCUUACCAAGCCAGUCAAAGCAUCUACGACCGCUUUGAUAAAGUCAUCGUUCUCUAUGGAGGUCACCAGGUAUUCUUUGGGCCUGCAAGUGCUGCGAAGCAAUACUUCGAAAACCAAGGCUGGCAUUGCCCUCCCAGACAAACUACUGGAGACUUUUUGACUUCAAUCACCAAUCCUUCAGAGCGUCAGGCCAAACCUGGCAUGGAGUCUCAGGUUCCCCGAACCCCGGAAGACUUUGAGGCCGCAUGGAUCAAGUCACCUGAAUACAAGCGGCUCCAGGAUGACAUUGCCGCUUACGAAGAGCAGUUCCCCGUGAGUGAUGAUGCUGCUGCUGUCAUCGAAUUCCAAGAAAAGAAGCGUGAACAUCAAGCCAAGCACACCCGGCCUAAGUCUCCAUACAUCAUCAGUGUUCCCAUGCAAAUCAAAUUGAACACGAAGCGUGCUUACCAGAGAUUGUGGAAUGAUGCUGCAUCGACUGUGUCGACUGUGAUCAGUCAAAUUAUCAUGGCACUUAUCAUUGGAUCUGUUUUCUACAAUGCUCCCGACAGUACUGCGGGCUUUACUUCCAAAGGCGCAGCACUGUUCUUCGCGGUUCUUCUCAACGCACUGACGGCCAUGUCUGAAAUCAACAGUUUAUACGCACAACGACCAAUCAUCGAAAAACACAACUCGUACGCCUUUUAUCACCCGUUUACGGAAGCGAUUGCUGGUGUUAUCGCAGAUAUACCGGUCAAAUUUGCACUUGCGGUCUGUUUCAAUAUUAUCCUCUACUUCCUUGUAGGUCUGCAACGAAAGGCAGGGAACUUCUUCCUGUAUUUCUUGAUCACCUUUAUGAUUACCUUCGUUAUGAGCGCUGUCUUCCGAACUCUGGCAGCUAUCACGAAAACGGUCUCUCAGGCGAUGGGUCUAGCAGGUGUCAUGAUUCUGGCUCUCGUCGUCUACACAGGUUUUGUCUUACCGGUUCCAUCAAUGCACCCCUGGUUCGAGUGGAUUCAUUAUCUCAAUCCAAUCUACUACGCAUUCGAGAUCUUGAUCGCGAAUGAGUUCCAUGGAACCACAGCUGGAUCCGUGGCCGGUGACUUGACCGUCAAUGGUGAUCGUUACAUCUACCUGAAUUAUCGAUACUCCUUCUCCCAUGUUUGGAGAAACUUUGGAAUCCUCUGUGCCUUCUUGGUUGGCUUUAUGGCAAUCUACUUCAUCGCUUGUGAGCUGAACUCAUCCACUACAAGCACCGCCGAGGCAUUGGUCUUCCGUCGUGGUCAUGAGCCUGCCUACCUGCGUCGGGGAUUCAAUAAGAAUAGUUCGGAUGUCGAGACUGUGGAGGAGAAGCCCGUGGAACAGGCUACCUCGGAAGGAGAGGGCGAGCAUGGCAUGGGAUCUAUCCAGCCUCAAACUGAUAUCUUUACCUGGCGUGAUGUGUGCUACGAUAUCGAGAUCAAGGGCGAACCCCGCAGACUUUUGGAUCAUGUGGCUGGCUGGGUUAAACCAGGAACACUAACUGCUCUUAUGGGUGUUAGUGGAGCUGGUAAGACAACUCUUCUGGAUGUACUGGCCCACCGUACCUCUGUUGGUGUUGUUACUGGUGAUAUGCUUGUUAAUGGACGUGGUCUGGAUGCAAGUUUCCAACGCAAGACUGGCUAUGUUCAGCAGCAAGAUCUUCAUCUUGAGACUGCUACCGUGCGUGAGUCUUUGCGAUUCAGUGCUAUGUUGCGCCAACCUGCCAGUGUCUCGAUCAAGGAGAAAUACGACUACGUCGAGGAUGUCAUCCGUAUGCUUCAAAUGGAAGAGUUCGCCGAGGCUAUCGUUGGUGUUCCUGGUGAAGGUUUGAAUGUUGAGCAGCGUAAGCUCCUGACUAUCGGUGUCGAGUUGGCAGCAAAACCCAAGCUUCUUCUUUUCCUUGAUGAGCCCACUAGUGGCCUCGACUCUCAAAGCUCCUGGUCUAUCGUUUCUUUCCUUCGUCGUCUUUCCGAGCACGGCCAAGCUGUUCUUUGCACUAUUCACCAGCCUAGCGCUAUCCUCUUCCAGGAAUUCGAUCAACUUCUGUUCCUCGCACGAGGUGGAAAGACCGUUUACUUCGGACCGAUCGGAGAACAAUCGCGAACUCUUCUGGACUACUUCGAGUCUCACGGUGCCCGCGAGUGUGGAGACAGUGAGAACCCUGCCGAGUACAUGCUUGAUGUCGUCAACGCUGGAUGUAAUCCCCAGGGUGAGAACUGGUUCGAUGUUUGGAAAGCAAGCAAGGAAAUCCAGCAAGUCCAGACUGAGCUCGAUCGCAUCCACAAAGAUCAGCAAGAGAAGGUUCCAGUCGAUAGUUCCACUGAAGGCCUUACUGAAUUCGCCAUGCCUUUCUGGUUCCAGCUGUACCAGGUCACCUAUCGAGUAUUUCAACAGUACUGGCGUUUACCUUCUUACAUCGUCUCGAAGUGGGGACUGGGUAUCGCGGCUGGUUUGUUCAUUGGUUUCUCCUUCUACCAGGCUAAGACGUCACUCCAGGGAAUGCAGACGAUUAUUUACUCUGUGUUCAUGUUGUGUACUAUCUUUACUUCCUUGGUUCAACAGUUAAUGCCACUCUUCGUCUCUCAACGAUCGCUUUACGAGGUCCGUGAGCGUCCCAGCAAGGCUUACUCCUGGAAAGCAUUCUUGAUCGCUCAAGUCAUCGUGGAGGUCCCAUACAUGGUCAUCACCGGUAUAAUUAUCUUCGGCUGCUACUUCUACGCUGUGGUUGGAAUUCCAAGCUCCGCGACUCAGGGCACCGUCCUCGUCCUCUGUAUUCAAUUCUUUAUUUACGCUGGCACAUUCGGACAAAUGGCUAUUGCCGCUCUCCCGGAUGCUCAGACCGCUAGCGCGAUUGUCGUGCUGCUCUUUGCCAUGUCACUUACCUUCUGUGGUGUCAUGCAACCUCCAUCCGACAUGCCCGGCUUUUGGAUUUUCAUGUACCGUGUCUCGCCCUUCACGUACUGGACUGGUGCAAUGGCCAGUACACAGGUCCACGGACGCGAGGUUGUUUGCUCCAGCGACGAACUGUCUAUCUUCAACCCUCCCUCUGGUCAGACAUGCUGGGAAUAUCUGCAAAAGUAUGCCACCGAAGCUGGUGGCCAAGUACUAAACAAGAACGCAACUUCGAGUUGUGAGUACUGCUCCGUCACUGUUGCGGAUCAGUAUAUCGCUGGUUCUGGUAUCUACUACAGCCAAAGAUGGAGAAACUUUGGUAUUGUCUGGGCUUACAUCGCAUUCAAUAUUUUCAUUGCGGUUAUGACUUAUUACCUUUUCCGAGUCAAGCGCUGGAACACAGAAGGGAUUAAGCAAAAGUUCGCUCGCUUCUCUUCUAAGAAGAAUUAA
Penicillium malachiteum is the source of this 4353-nucleotide messenger RNA. Its product is annotated as CDR ABC transporter. Gene Ontology annotation, molecular function: ATP hydrolysis activity; ABC-type transporter activity; ATP binding. Bases 1 to 4353 code for a protein of 1450 amino acids. The transcript has 6 exons. Lineage: Eukaryota; Fungi; Ascomycota; Eurotiomycetes; Eurotiales; Aspergillaceae. The record is from RefSeq and is a predicted model, not a curated record. Gene Ontology annotation, biological process: transmembrane transport. Gene Ontology annotation, cellular component: membrane.